Messenger RNA from Anoplophora glabripennis (Asian longhorned beetle), 2721 nucleotides. Its product is annotated as nardilysin. The transcript has 15 exons. Lineage: Eukaryota; Metazoa; Arthropoda; Insecta; Coleoptera; Cerambycidae. Bases 86 to 2671 code for a protein of 861 amino acids. Gene Ontology annotation, molecular function: metal ion binding. The record is from RefSeq and is a predicted model, not a curated record.
GACAACUUGCUUUUACUUUGAGUGUCUUGAGAAACAUUUGUAUGAAGCAUUAGAUAAAUUUGCUCAAUUUUUUAUUUCUCCUUUGAUGAAAAAAGAAGCCAUGGGAAGGGAAAGGGAAGCUAUCGAUUCUGAAUUUCAGAUGGCCCUUCCUUCUGAUGAUAUGCCCAAAGAGCAAUUGCUCUGUAGUUUGGCGAACCCUAAUUCGCCUGUGAAUUCUUUUGGAUGGGGGAAUUUGAAAACAUUAAGGGAUAAUAUAUCAGAUGACAAGCUCUACGAAGGAGUGCAUGAAUUUAGAAAACGACACUAUUCUGCACAUAGAAUGACCCUUGCUAUACAGGCAAGAUUACCAAUGGAAACGUUACAGACCUAUGUGCUAGACUGUUUUUAUAAUGUACCAAAUAAUAACUUACCCCCAGAAGAUUUUUCUAAAUUUGGGGAUGGAAUUUUUGAUACACCUGAGUUUCAGAAAAUGUACUACAUUAAGCCAAACACAGAUUUGUGUCAGCUUGAUUUGACUUGGAGCUUACCCUGUCUUCAAGACAAAUAUAAGACCAAACCACACAACUACGUGGCUCAUUUGAUAGGAGAUGAAGGAAAAGGAAGCUUACUGGCCUACCUAAAACAAAAAAUUUGGGGUUUAGCUACAUCAAUUGGUAACGGAGAAACAGGGUUAGAGUAUAAUUCCAUGUAUUGCCUUUUUACAGUGACAAUAGUUUUAACAGAGGAUGGAUUCGCACAUGUAUAUGAAGUCAUAGAAGCUAUAUUUAGUUAUAUAAACAUGUUGAAAGAGAUGGGACCGCAAGCAAGGAUUUUUGAUGAGAUAAAGACGAUUGCCGAUACAUCAUUCAAGUUUUCCACAGAAGAAAAUGCUGUGGAUAUAGUUGAAGAUUUAUGUGAAGCUAUGCAGUUUUACCCGCCUGAAGACUAUAUUGCUGGUUCGGAACUUUAUUAUGAAUACAGUCCUAAGGAUAUUCAAACGAUAGUGGACCACCUCAACCCUGAAAAAGUGAAUAUUAGAGUAUUAUCAAAAACAUUACCUAAUGGUUUAAAAUUUGAUAAAAUAGAACCAUGGUUUGGCACUAAAUAUACUAAUAUAGAUAUUCCCGAAUCUUGGAUAGAAAGAUGGAAAUCUGUUAAGCCUUAUCCUGAAAUGGACAUGCCACCUCCUAAUCCGUACUUAACAAAAAAUUUCUCCAUCUUGCCAGAAAUAGAAAAUAAUCCAGAAUAUCCUAAAAAAAUUAUAAGUACACCUUUACUGGAGAUGUGGUACAGGAAAGAUCAGAAAUUUAAAUUGCCACUUGCUUAUUACUACUUUUACCUAAUUAGUCCUUCAGCGAUAGAAUCACCUAAAAAUUCUGCAAUGUUAGAUAUUAUCCUAAAUAUGUUUGUCAUUGCCAUAACUGAAGAACUGUACCCAGCAACUGCCGCCGACCUAUCCUACAGUUUUUCAGUGCAUGAAAAAGGACUUAUGAUAAAAGUGUCAGGUUAUAAUGAAAAACUACCACUUGUCAUUGAAGUAAUUUCAAAAUAUUUAGUUACCCUUAAUGAUCACCUAACAGAAGAAAUGUUUAGUGCGGUAAAAGACAAAGUAGUCAAAAGUUAUUACAACAAACUUAUAAAACCGUCCACACUAUCAAAGGAUGUAAGACUGAAACUCUUGGUAUCCAAUAGUUGGACACCAGUUGAUAAACAUUCAGCGAUAGUAAAUGUCACUUUAGAACAAGUGAAGCAGUUCUAUAGAGAAUAUAUGAAAUCUCUCUACGUUAAAACGUUAGUUCAGGGAAACGUGUCUGCCCAAGUUGCAUCUGAAACUAUCGACAAAUUUGUAAAAGCACUACAAUUCGAGCAGCUUCCUGAAAACUCUUAUCCGAAGUUCAAAGUGGUUCAAAUUCCAAAUGGUGAAAAGUGUUGCAGAAUACAAGGGUUCAAUAAAAAUGAUGCCAACUCUAUAAUAACAAACUAUUACCAGUCGGGUCCAUUUUCAAUUAGAAAUAGCGUUAUUAUUGAAAUAAUUAUGCUAAUUAUUGAAGAACCACUCUUCGACAUACUGCGUACCAAAGAACAACUGGGGUAUAGUGUGUACUGUUCGAUAAGAGAUACAUUUGGAGUUUUAGGCUACACUAUUACAGUCAAUGCUCAAGCCACCAAGUUUACUACGUCUUAUGUGGACGAACGGAUAGAGGCAUUUUUGAAACACACUAAGAAAUUAUUAUCGGAUAUUUCAAAAGAGCAACUAAAUCAGACCAAGGGCGAUUUAAUCAAGACAAAACAAUGUGCAGAUGUACAUUUAAAAGAGGAGAUGAAUCGUAAUUGGUCAGAGAUUGUUACCGAUGAUUACCUGUUUGACAAAUUAAAGCAAGAAGUUGAGGCUAUAGGUGAUAUCAAAAUUGAAGAAAUCAGAGAAUGGUGGGAUAAGCACAACAUUUUUGGAAAUCAAGAGAACUACAAAAAAUUGAGUAUUCAGGUUGUUGGUAAUGAUAAAAAUGUGGAUCAGAAACGUGCCAAAAGAGAUAUUACAGACUCAGCUAUGUCCACCAAGUACGCAUUUAAUAUGUUAGGUUCAGAAGAAAUAAGUGAGAAAGAAAGUAAGGCAAAAGAUUAUUUUAUAAACGAUAUUAAUAAAUUUAAAGAAGGGCUAGCUUUGUAUCCUAUAGUGCAAAAUUUUAAGUAAUUGUGGUAUUUGUGAUUUUAAAUUAUAAAUUGACUAAAGUGUUCCAUAUA